This is a messenger RNA of Neohortaea acidophila, 1890 nucleotides long. RefSeq lists its product as uncharacterized. NCBI's taxonomy places the organism in Eukaryota, Fungi, Ascomycota, Dothideomycetes, Mycosphaerellales, Teratosphaeriaceae. Gene Ontology annotation, cellular component: cytoplasm. The coding region runs from base 1 to 1890 and encodes 629 amino acids. The record is from RefSeq and is a predicted model, not a curated record. The transcript has 2 exons. Gene Ontology annotation, molecular function: protein binding; guanyl-nucleotide exchange factor activity.
AUGGACACCGCAACACCUCUUCUCCAGCUCCCGCCGGAACUACUUCUUCUCAUCGUCCGCCACCUGGACGUCAACGACUUUCUCAACCUCACGGCCACAUGCAAAGCUCUGCACCAACCCGAUAUCCUCUACGAACCUUCCUACUGGUCCAGACUGGCCAAAACCAACUUCCGCCUUCCCCAACACCUGACGAGCGAGAAGGACGGAGUCCGCCUGCAGAAACUGUACAAGCGCAUGCUGACGCAAACACUGGUCUACGUUUGGGGAAACCAGGACAAGGGGUGUCUAGGCCACGCAGCGCCAUUCCACCGCCGCGUGCACGGCGGCAGCCACCGUCUUCCUCCCCGGCCAUUUCGAUUGAGAGGCUUCAUAACCGCAGACAGUACGUCGUGGCCCGAGGUAUUGCCGGGCGUUGACUCUCUCGGCGUCAUCUCUGACCUCCAAUGCGGUGGUUGGUCGACGACGAUGCUCACGACCAAAGGCGCCGUGUACGUCGUUGGUGUGGUUGAUGGGAUGCAGCGGCAGGAGCCUUGCCCCGACCCUACCCCUUUGCGCUAUCCGCCCGGCUUCCCUCGGCCCAUUGAUCGCCAUGCUCCCAGCACCGCCAUCAAAGCCUUUUCAACCGGACGUACACAUAUCCUCGCUCUGAGUGAUAGCGGGAGGAUUUGGAGCUGGCACAGUGCUCAUCGCGACGCAUAUCAUGUGAAGUUCCUGCAUCACGACACGGUGGAGAACGGUAAGGACAGCGGCCGAGGUGUGGUGAAGAAGGUUGUCGCGGGCUGGAGCAAGAGUGCCGCCCUGAUCGAAGGCACAGGAAUCGUGGUUUGGGAGCCGUUGAAAUGGCACAGCGAGGUCGAAAACCCACCUGCAGAUCUGGCUCUGGUACUGGAAACUGAAUGCGUGCCCGGCACAGACUUUGUUUCCCACGAUCAGAGGCAACAUGCAAGAAACCAAGCAAGCGAUACGACUACCGACAUUGGCCAAGUAACCAAUUUCAUCGUCUUGGAGGAGGUGGUAUUGUUUUGCACAGACCUUGGCAAGCUCUUCGUCUCUCAAAACCACUGGGACGAUCAAGACCGGCGAAUCAGCCCACCGCGGGAGAUUCCGCUGCCUCGAGAUGGGGAUGAACAUGCUCCCUUCGUGACAGACGUGCAGGGCUCAUUCAGAUCAUACGCCGUCUUCACGCAAUCAGGCGCCGUCCUCACGGGCGACCAGGACGCUCUACUCCAUGCCGAAUCCAUCGAGGACUGGCCACAACUGCUUCGCAUCCCGGCAUUACAGAAUAAGGACGUGAUCCAGGUCGCGUUUGGCGACUACCACUUCCACGCCCUGCACGCAUCCGGACACAUCACCAGCUACGGCACGGAGCCUGCUCGCUGCGGCGCCCUCGGACUAGGAGGGAGUGGACUACGAGGCUUGGUGCCCAAAGGCAGAGGCGACGCAACGCUCGUGCCGCACGCCUACACUGAAGGCCGCCGCAUCUGGUUUGAGCCGGAAAAGCGGCCCUGGCUGGGGUUCUUGGCCGAUGGCGGCGUCGAUCCGGACGAGAGCAAGGAGCGAAUGGCCAUGACGCUUGAGACUGAAAAUACUCGAUGUCGCGCGGAAGUCAGCGAGUGGAUUGAGCAGGAGGGCAGAGAUUGGGAGGGGAAAUUGGGACUGCAUAGCGAGGACGGCCUCGGUGCUUAUAGCGUCCUCUCCGUCGCGGCUAGCGGCUGGCAUUCCGGCGCGCUGGUCUCCGUCGAUCCGGUUCUUCAGAAGAAGAUGCGCGAGGCCGAUAACCACUUUCCUCGUUUGGAGCUGAGUGAUGGCACGGUCAUGCCGGGUACAGCGCCGCUGAAUCCAUGGCGGUAUGGGCGGCCGGAGUGGGAUUUGAGUCGGGCGUGGACGUGA